AUGGGGCCUACCAACGCGCACGACAGACCGCCGACGAGGAGACAAAUUCUUGGAGACGCAACCUCGAGAGCGAAUGUUUCUCGGCCAUCAAACAGACGCCCAACUACUGACAACAGCUUUUCGUCGCCAAUACCACAUCAUGAAUCCCUUAAGCCUGGAGGCAAUCUUGCGGCAGUUUCGGAUUUCCCCUCCCCAAAGGUGGCCGCCGGAAAUCCAAGAGUCUCCGCUGUCGUAAAUGAAGACGUUUACAACUCCAACCGCAACUCCCAAAUAUCCACAACGUCGACAAAAGCAUCAGGGAAGAGAAAAACACAUAUAGGCCCAUGGCAGCUAGGUAGAACGCUCGGAAAAGGAGCCACAGCUCGGGUGAGACUGGCGAGAAAUGUUAUCACGGGCCAAUUUGCUGCAGUCAAGGUCGUUUCCAAGAAAUCAGCGGUUCGAACCAGAGCAACAAGUCUCGCUGGCUUGGAUGCUUUGGCAGCUGCGGCUGAUGGGGAAGAUGCUCCGACUAUGCCGUUUGGCAUUGAGCGCGAGGUUGUAUUGAUGAGACUCCUUCAACAUCCCAACGUGAUCAAUUUGUAUGACGUUUGGGAGAACCAUGGAGAGCUAUAUUUGGUCCUCGAGCAUGUUGAAGGGGGCGAGCUUUUUGAUUAUGUUGCGAACAACGGCCGGCUCCCCGAAUGGGAAGCUGUCCGCUUAUUUCGACAGCUCAUCGCUGGCUUAUCUCAUUGCCACCGAUUCAAUGUUUAUCAUCGGGACCUCAAGCCGGAGAACAUACUUCUUGACCGAGACUGCAACGUGAAGCUGGCCGAUUUUGGAAUGGCUGCCCUUCAACCGGUGGGUGUCUUGCUUGAGACAUCUUGCGGGAGCCCGCAUUAUGCAGCCCCGGAAGUUCUCAGCGGCCAUCGUUAUCGUGGAGACAAGGUUGAUAUAUGGUCUUGUGGUGUUGUGCUUUACACCAUGAUUGCCGGACAACUGCCCUUUAAUGGGCCCACACUGGCGGACAUUUUCAAGCAGGUGAAGCUCGGACGCCUGAUGAUGCCAACCGAUAUGAGCAUGGAAGCGAGGGAUCUAAUUCAUCGAAUGCUUCGUCGAGAUCCAAAUGUUCGUAUCGACAUGGCCGGCGUACGGCAGCACCCUUUGAUGACGAAAUACAAGCCCGAAGGGGGAUAUACCGGAAUUGAUUCUACGCUAGAAGCAUGGGCUGAUAUAUCACCGUACGACCUUAACCAAGAGUAUCAGAGACCGAUUGGCGGUCGAGACGAGAUUGACAAGGAGCUCCUACGAAAUUUGCAAACGCUAUGGCACAGGGAAACCAAAGAGGACUUGAUCAAAAAGCUGCUAGAUCACGAACCGAAUCAACAAAAGUACUUUUACCGCGCUCUCAUGAAAUAUAGAGAGGACCAGUUGGAGAAUUUUGCCGGGGCAGCGCUAGGAUACUCGGCAAGUGAUUACCAUCAUAGCAAGCCAGCUGCCCGAGGAAGGACUCCAGUCAGGCAGCAAUCUCAGUAUUCGAUCAUCUCUUCCGAUUACAUUCACCCGCGGGAUGCGUAUUAUGACGAACCGAGAGUAGCAAAGACCGGUGACAGCUACGAUCCUUUCCGAGCCUCGUCGGGGCCAAUGGGCGAGGCGCGAGCAUCUUAUGCUAACGUAACGGUCCAUCGGGGCCGUCAACCUCACACCAGACAUGCAGCGACCAUCAGGAGCCAUGGACCAUCCAGCUCUCGGGCUUCGGUUGCAACAUCCCGCAGAUCCCAUCGCGCUGCACGUCGAGAUGGACAUGACUCUAGGAGCUCUUUAGUCAGCUCGCAGUAUCCAAGUAGUCCACCAGUUCUUGUGCCGCGAGGCUCCCGACGCAAGAGAGGGGUGAGCUUCUCUCAUCUCCGAAAGCGAGUUCCCUCGGGCAGCCCUGAAGUGGUCACGCAGAGACUAGAAUCGCCACGGACCCCAGUUCGGUCGUCUCCGUUUAUGGGGUCGAACUACACCGCAGCCAGCCGACUCGCCACGUACGGGGACGAUAGUCCGAUACCGACUCGGGAACAAAUUGUGCGGUCUCGAAAGGGCCCAGCUGUCGUGGAGACGAAUGUCCCUCGAACAAAAAAGUCUCGCGUCCCCAGCCAUGCUUGGAAUGAUGAGACGAGACAUGUUAGCAGUGAGCUGGAGAAAUUCUGCGAUGAGCUCUUCAAUGGGCCGCCGGUAUCUGAACUUCAAGGAUCUACACCUGCCGAGAAGCCCAACGGCAAACAACCCAACCAUGGGGACACAUUACGAUCGGUGUCUGUGAAUGGCCCAACCCCUCAUAGCAGAUCUGUUGCGGGUGUAAAUAUUGCAUCUCUGAAAUGUCAGACGCUCACAGCUUCUUACUCUCGCCAAGGAGCAUUUCCUGACCAACAAGUCGAUUCCGAGGGAGAAAUGGAGACAUCUGGCCGCCGGAUUCACGACCGGGAUGAAUCUGAAGGGUACUUGGACGAUGUUAUCGCUCACCUUGACCGUCUCAUGCAGCCCAGUACAGCCGCUCACGACAUUCAGGAUAUGAACAGACGAAUCGCAUCUGCGCCGGGUCCUCGAACUCCCAUGAGCCAAAUACAUCUCCCUGCAAUAUCUGAAGAAGGCCGCUUCUCUGAUGCUGAUGCCUCGCAAGGUAGCUUGGAUGAAAUUUUUGGAAUGAGGUCAGUCUCGCAGCCAAUGACGACCACUCGGCAGGCUCAAUCGCUCCGACGAGAGGUACACGAGUUGGAGACUAUUCGUUUGGUUGGCAAACCGCCGCAGAAUGUGCCCGCCGAUGCGAUACCAGCUCUUAACAUUCGCAAAAGAAACGUCGAGAGAGUCUUGGGGGCACCGAAUGGCAGACCCAUGCCAGAAAAGAAUACGCGCAAAAGUCCUAUGCUCGACUUUGUAGAUAUCGAAGACGAGAUGGCUCAUGGACAAUCGGACAAUGUGGGUGGCCGCAAAGGAAGCGGCGACCAAAAGUUGAAGAGCUGGUUCAAACGACGGUCGAAGCAUAUGUCGGAAGGUUCGCGAGAGACGAGUGCAAGCUAUGAAAGCUCCCAGGAGAAGCAGAACAAGGACGCACGAGCAGUCGAUUCCACGGGCGACAAACGGUUUAGUGGAGCUUCUCAAAGAACAACAACCUUUCCAGCACAGCCGGGUUCACGCAAGUCUUCAGGGGCAAGCAAAAAGGGUCUUUUUCGAAUGUUUGGUAAACGCGAGUCUGGACACGAAGACGAAGAGAUUCUUCCCUACGGUGAUUCCGUCAGGGAUAACGAUAUGGCUUCAGAUGUAGUCGUCAAAAACAAGCGGAACCAGCGUAAGCGAGUCAGUGAGAGACUGGUCGAGGACGUUCACUUCCGCUCGGCACAGCCACAGCAGAGCUGGUUUAUGCGAUUGUUUCAUAUCAAGCCUGCUACGGCCCUAAUGUGCUUUGCCACCACCAAAACGAAGGCCCGCCGAGAAGUAGCUACCGUCCUCAGGGGCUGGAGAAAAUAUGGACUCCGGGAUGUUGCAGUUGACGCGCAGCGCAGCUUGGUUUUUGGACGAGUCGAUCAGAAUAAUUACCUUCGAAUCAAGGAAGUGGAGUUUGUUUGCGAGGUCAUGACUGUCCUUGAACAUGGAAGACGAGCACAACUCAGUAUUGCUCGAUUUACGCAACAGCGAGGAGCCGCUUCAAGCUUUCACAAGGUCGUUGGUACUCUCGAGGCGGUCAUGAAGUCGAGGGACAUAUUGGUAAAGGAUUCGAAGAAGAGGGCAGAAAUAUGCAAAGUUCUUGGAUGA
Xylona heveae TC161 is the source of this 3771-nucleotide messenger RNA. RefSeq names its product Pkinase-domain-containing protein. The record is from RefSeq and is a predicted model, not a curated record. Gene Ontology annotation, cellular component: cytoplasm. Bases 1 to 3771 code for a protein of 1256 amino acids. The transcript has 5 exons. NCBI's taxonomy places the organism in Eukaryota, Fungi, Ascomycota, Xylonomycetes, Xylonales, Xylonaceae. Gene Ontology annotation, molecular function: ATP binding; protein serine/threonine kinase activity. Gene Ontology annotation, biological process: protein phosphorylation; intracellular signal transduction.